Cokeromyces recurvatus is the source of this 1617-nucleotide messenger RNA. Its product is annotated as amino acid/polyamine transporter I. The transcript has 15 exons. Gene Ontology annotation, cellular component: membrane. Gene Ontology annotation, biological process: amino acid transmembrane transport. The coding region runs from base 1 to 1617 and encodes 538 amino acids. Gene Ontology annotation, molecular function: L-amino acid transmembrane transporter activity. NCBI's taxonomy places the organism in Eukaryota, Fungi, Mucoromycota, Mucoromycetes, Mucorales, Mucoraceae. The record is from RefSeq and is a predicted model, not a curated record.
AUGACAAUUGAAGAUCAAAAUGAACAACAUGAACCAAUGUUACAACAUGAGAGUCUAAUUGAGCAAAUUGAACACAUGGAGCCACUUGCUAUUGGAGAUCAAAGAUUAGAAAGAAAGAUUGGAUGGAUUCAAGGAGCUAUGGUGAAUGUUAGUUAUAUAAUUGGUGCUGGCAUAUUUGUUGGACCUGCACUUACUCUACAAUUAGUUGGGUCAGGUGGGAUGAAUUUAAUUAUCUGGCUUAUAGGUGCCUUUGUUGCUUUCUCAGGAACAUACACUUUUAUGGAAUUAGGAACGAUGCUUCCUCAAGUAGGCUAUUUGGAAUAUUGCUAUAGAGAACCUAAAUAUCUUUUGGCUUAUUUAUUUACUUAUUGGAGUCUUAUGAAUAGAUCUAGUGGAGUUGCUUCACAAGGCAUUGUAUUUGGUGGUUAUAUGAAUUAUGCAAUUUUUGGAGCAACAUAUAAAUCACAUUGGACAGAAAGAGGAUGGGCAUUGUUAAGUGCAACUAUCUUAGCAGUUGUAAAUAUUGCAUCAACAAAAGCAACAAUGAAAAUGAUGGGAUUUUUGACAGUAGUGAAAUUAACUAUACUCUUAUUAAUUGCCAGCAUUGGUUUGUGUGUUUUAAUAAACAUUUUACCAUCAGAAGUCGAUGCAAGCUUAAAUUUAUCCUUUUAUGGAACAACACAUAAUAUUGGACCUUACGCAUCUGCAUUGUAUUAUGUUAUGAAUAGUUAUAGUGGAUGGCAUAACUUAAAUUAUAUUUUAGAUGAAGUAAAGAAUCCUAUAAAAAACUUACCAAAAGCUUCUGCUGCAGCUAUAUUAAGUACUGCAUCACUUUAUAUUUUAUCGAAUAUAGCUUAUUUGAUCGUACUUCCCUUGGAUGAAAUGAAGAAUUCUGAAUUUAUUGUAGCUGCUGCAUUUUUUACGCGCGCUUUAGGACAAAACUUUGCCUCUACGAUAUUACCUAUCUUUAUCGGUCUAAGUGCCUUUGGCUGUGGAGCUGCUAUCAAUUUUUCAGCUGGCAGAGUCAUUAUGGAAGUCGCUAGACAAGGUCUUCUGCCUUAUGGUCACAUCUUUGGAAAAGUGAGUCCCAAAAUUGGCAGUCCUGUAAAUGCAUAUCUUUUGCAGUAUAUAUUAUCUAUCUUAUUCAUAGUAGGUCCACCUCCAGGCGCUGUUUAUCAGUUUAUUGUUGCUUUUGCUGCGUAUCCGGUUUAUGUGUUUUAUUUCUUAAUGGCAUUGGCUGUUCUAAUUUUAAGAAGACGUGAACCUUUUAAUAGAAGACCUAUUGUUUCUCCAUUAGUCUGUGUAUAUGUUUUUUUGGCUUUUACGGCUUACGCACUGGUAUUUGUUUUUAUACCAGUGAAAAAUCAAUAUUAUCCUUACUGGGUUCCAUACAUAUCAGCUAUAUUAGCAAUGAUUGCAUGCACUGUAUUUUGGUAUUAUCAAAUUGUGAUUAAAAAGUCACCAAGCAAAUCAUAUAACGAAUCUAUCAGAAAUCAAGGUCAUGCAGCCAUUGAGCAAGAAAUAUUUAGAGAAUAUACUUCAAUACCAAACACUGAUGAGUUUCUAGAAUUGCCGACUGAUAGGGGACAGACAACUGUAUUGAAAUUACCAAAGUAA